AUGCCUUUAAUUGAAUUAUAUCCUUUAUUAGUCCAACUGGGAGCUUUACCAGAGUUCAAGGAUGAAGAUGUUACUCUUGAAAUUGAAAACGUUGGAAAUAUUUCUGAAAGUCUCACUAUGGAUUGUCACAGCUUCCAUAAAUCAAUCAAAAUGAAGCUAAAUUGUAACAGUGUUCGAGUUGCUAGUAAGUCAAAAAGUAAAAUUUAUUUAUCUGUUAAAUUUUGGGAUAAAGAAAAAAAGCAAUCAGUUAAUGAGUAUUUCUUCGGAAUAAUAAAUCUAAAAGGUACGCAGCAGGACUUUAAAGUGCCUGUGUAUGGCAAAUCUUGUCUAACAAAUUUAGUCAACAAGACAAGACAUGAUUCAUUGCGGUGCUCACUUGGUACUUGUUCUACCAUGGCCUUGAUGAUUGACAAAUUGUGUAAAGAAAAUCAUUCAGUAUUGGACACUUGUAUUGCCCCGUUUGUGUACAGUGCUAUGAUAGAUGGAAAAAUGGAAGAUGUCAACUAUUUUAUUCAGCUGGUAGAAACGUCUUCUUGGGAUAAUGCAUUAACCAGGUUUUCUGCUUACCUUACCAGAUCUUUUGAAAUGGAAGAACUUCUAUGUCUCCAACAAAUUGCGUCACUUUCUGAUGCUUUUAAUCUUGCCAUGAAAUACUCAAAUGAAUUAAAUUUGAAUUAUUUUGGUUCCUGCCUUCGAGGCUUUCUUGAUUAUGAAUAUAAAGAUAAGAUGGAUUUAAUAGCAUUAGUGUUUAACAUAAGUUUAAAUUAUUUUGGAAAGAAAACAAAAAACCCUUUUAAAGAGCUACAACAACUACAAGAAAUGUUUGUUGAUUGUGACAUAUCUAAUGGAAAGGAUGGAAUCGUAAUGUUAAUUAGGCUGCUAAAAAGUGGCUGGAUUCGAGAAGACAAAAGCGUUUCCAUGCUUGGUUCAGUACUGGAAAUGGUAUUAACAGAACUAGAAGAAAAAAACGAAUUUGCUGACAUUGUUAAAAUGGUUUUGAGGAGUAUCAACACACCCUCUGCUUCAGAAAUACUGUCAACUUUAAAUGAUACUGAGAACAUUCAAACCACGCUUGAGUCUGUUAAAAACGCAUUUGACAUGCUAAGAUGUGCACAAUCAAAUCGCUCGAAUGAGUCAAAUAUACUUCUGCAUAUUAAGGAUGUAUUAGUUUCUACAUGUGAUGAAUUGAAGUCCAGAGAGAAGCAACAUAUUUUGGAUCAAUUGUAUUACUUCGCACAGAAUUUCUUUCAGCGUCUUCGUCAUAAAGUUAACGUAGAAGUAACAACGGUUUUUGAAUUUUUCUACAAUCUUUCAACCGUUGAAGAUGAAAUUAAUUUAACAUCAAUGUUAGAUGUGGUAUCACAUUUAAUGAUAGAUAAAGAUGUAGCGGAAAAGUGUAGCAAUACUGUUGAAAAGGUAGCUUUGUUGAUAGGUGAUCUGGCUUUUAAAAAAGAAUUAACUAUCAAGAAAGUUUUCGUGAUAGCUAAAACUGUUCUUAGUUUGGACGGUAUUGAUGAGAAGAUGAUGGAAGAAAGAAUGUACACCUUUGUAGAGAAGAUUAACGCUUUUAAAAAAAAGAUAUUAACUAAUACGGAUUGCGAUUAUAAGACAUACUUUGAUCUUUCGAAAGAACUACUACAAAAGAAAACCAUUAAUUUGGAUGCUGCUCAAAAAUUUAUCGAAACUGUGAGUAACUUUGGACAAAAUGUUGUAAAAGAACAGUUUUUACAUACUGAGGAAGUAAUAAAUGUCGCAUGCACUAUUGCAGGAAUUGGAAAUUCUUGUUCCUUGCACAAAAAAAUGGAAGACUUAACAACUUAUGUGUCUUCCUUUUUCAGUUCUCUUGAAAAAGAUUGCUAUUUAUCCAGCGCAAACCUAAAAGCUUUAAUGGAGUUUGGCUCCAUAAUUGGUAUGACUAAGCACAUGAAUGAUUUAUUCAAAAUGUUCGAUAUAGUAUUGGAAGGUGUGAAAGGAAAUGAAAAGAAAAAGCUGUCUUCGCAGGAUAUUUUUAAAGUAUGUGAAAACCUUGUACAAGUUAGUCAUACUAAAAGACCUUUGUUGUGUUUGUUGAAAAUAACCCAAAGUUUGCAUAAAUUCGCUGAUUUGGUAUCUAGAAAUGGGAAAGUACAGAAAGGCUUUGUACAGUCGUGUAUUUUUGAGAUUAAAAAGGAGUGCAAACAUGUCAAUAUCGACUUCAAGCCAAUAACUGAAGCUAUUGUAGAAAUGAUUGACAACAUACAAAUUACUAAAACAAAUGUCUUAUCAAAGGAAUAUCUCAUAAACUUGUUAUCCACUGUUGUAUCUCCUGAUGACGCAUCAUUUUUUGUGUCACUAAUACACCAGGUUGAAUUAUUAUUGCAAAUAGAAAAUAGCGCAUUUAAUGAUCAUAGCCAAGUUAUAAAAAUAACAAAAGAACUAGCUGCCAUGUUGCUCGAAGAUUGUGAUCCGCAACAUGUUGAUGCAAUUAAUAGUAUUUUAUCUUCAGCAGUAAAAUGCAACAGCCCUACAAUUACAUAUUCAUUGACUUUUGCUAAGAAAAUCGCUGAAAUUCUGGGAUCAUCUAAAGAACAAUCACAGCUACUAAAGUUUUGUGUAAUUUUGUUAGAUCAUGGCAAGUGUAUUUUAAAAGAUGCUAAUCAAACUUCAAGUGGCAUUUACAGUACAACAUGCCUGAUCUUGCAAAUAUAUGGUGCUUCUGAUGAGGUCAUGCAGGCUGUCAAAAUUUCAGAAUGUGUGGAGUGCUUUGCUAACAAAAUAAUCAGAAAGAAAUCAUGUGAUGAUUCAGAUACACUGCAGUUAAUGGCCAAGGUUACUGAGUAUGAACAAUGUGUUGGUUUACCAGAAGAAUUGUUGUCGGUGGCAGCUAUGGUCUAUCAGCUCUACCUUGACUUAGUUUCAGAAAAAAGAUCAGUAACAAAGCUGGAUAUUUUGAAUAUAGCAAAACGAUGUAUAAUCUCUAAAACAAAUUCCUGCUAUGACGUAAUUGACUUUAUGGGAAUAUCAAAAAUUGUAUGCCAAUCGAUAACAUGUUGGGGUAAUAAAGACCUGUGUGCUAAAAAGGACGCCAUUAUACAUGUUUUAGGUAUGCUGCAGCAUGCUAAUAAUUUGCUACCAAAGUUUAAUGACUUUUUGGAUUUACUAUUUUCUUUAAAGAAUUUGCUAGAUGCAAAAGAGCCAUUUAUCGAUCAUUCUGAUGCAAUUUUGCUGAGCGUUAAGGUGCAAUCACUACUAUUUGAAGAUAAGAAAGAAAAACAAGAAUUUUCGUGUGCUAAGAAUAUUAUAGACAUAGUUGAUGACGAGGAAUUAAAUUUAAUAUCCACAUUCAAUAUUCUCAUUCACGUAUUAAAGUCAUCAAAUGUUGAUAAAUCAUUGAUUUACCAGCUACAAAAACUUACAGAUUUGCACGAAACCAUGCUUAAACUCGUGGAAAUUAUAUCACGAGUAAUUUGUAAUGAAUGCUGGGAAACACAGUUGGUUGAUAUUGCUACACACCUUAGCACGCUGUAUGACUUAUUGAAAACAAAUGCUGACUCUACCAUAGUAAGAAGUUUUAUUUUCGGCAUAACGUCAUUAAUUUCUGCGAAAAAUAAAGUAGCUUUGGUAUUCUCAUCAAAGCUUUUGCUGACAAUAUCUACAAAACUGAUGUUGCUUGAAAAAGAGGAGUAUGUGGCUAAUACUUUUCCUGCUGUAGAAGAAGAAGAUAGUUCAAGUGCAUAUAACAGAAUAAAUGAAUUUGAUUUACAUAUUCUCAGGAUGGAAUUUUCCCUCACUGAAGGAAAAACUGAUAAAAAAAAUAAACGCGUAAAAAGUAAUCGAAAACGUCUAACAGACGAGAGCACUUCUGCUGCAACUGUUUCUGUGGUUGAUAGUAUCGAAUUACCACACGAUGCACAUGGGGAUGUUGACCGAGUUCAGGACACAGCAUCAUCAGAAGAUAAAGAUUUGGAUCAUCCUGUUUAUGCGGAAUUGACAAAAAAUUUGCAAAAGCUUUAUGAAAAUAUUUGGCUUCUUGAGAAAAUUGUCCAGUCAAACACUUUUGUCAGUGUGGAAAUAACAGACAUUAUUUCUGUUAUCAACAAGCUUUACACAGAAAUUACUCGCAUCGACUUUAUUUUAGAUGACAUGUUACAUACACAUCUAUGCCAGAAAAUAGCCCAAUCUCUUCCUAAAGAAACACUAAAAGACAUUGUUUUAAGCUGUUUACGUCUUUUUAAUAUCGUGGAUAUAACGUCACAGGUUUGGCAUAGAAAAAAAAUCAAGGGAGACUUCAAGUUAUAUUUCCAAGAAAUGAAAAAGAUGAUUAAGGAGAAUUUAAACUUACUGUUGAGUGCAGUGUCAAAUGAAGAGGCAUUGUUGGUACAAGCCGAGUUGGAAAAAAUGGGUAUUAACAUAAAAUUUUCCUCUUUAGCAGAGGAUUAUGAAAUUGAGGAUCAGGUUAGUUAUGAGCAUAGUCUCAAAUUUGAAAGAUCAACGACAAGGGAAGAUCCGGCUAAAAAGUUUGCAAUAACUGGCAAUAUUUCGGUUUCGGAUUUCGAAGAAACCAAAACUGAUAUUUCUGUCAAUUUUGGUCUUCCCAAUUACUGGCUAAGUGUCCGUCAAGAUCAAAGUAAUUGCCUUGAGAAUAAGAGCACAAAUUUGGAAUCAGAAAUCACGUAUGGCGUUAUUAUUCCACCAAAGUUUAAAUCCGAUGGAGAUUCAUCAUCAAGUACACGGAGUGAAAGAAAUUCGGACAAAUCUGAAUACGUAGUAAAUCCAAAGCGUGAGCUUUUACCACUGAGCCGCGGAAAAAGUAGUUCUAAGUCAUCAACUAAAGUAAAGGUUCGUCUAACAGAAGAACAAAAGAGAUUAAUUAAUCAAAUGUGCAAAGAAGCGUUGCGAGAUCUGCAGUCGAAUGAAGGGAUCAACGAAGUUUCUGAAUACCAAAGCGUAGAUGAACUCCAAUCAGCUGAACCAGAGAAGUCAAAGUAUCAAUUACUUGCAAGAUUAACCAAAGGAAUACAAUCCAACUGUCUCCAUAUAAUGAAGAGGAUAAAAAGUGAUGCAGACGCAGCUAGAGGUGAGACAGUUGAAAGGCAAAUGUUUAAAUUUGUUUUUUUGGUUGAUAAUUCUGGCAGCAUGAAUGGUGACAAGAUGACAAUGGCAUUGAAUAUUUUAAUAAUUUUACUUGAAACCUUUAAACGUAUGGAAUACGAAACGGCAGUAGUCAGAUUUGGUGGAGAAGAAAGUCAAGUUACGUUAAAAAGCUUUCAGAAUGUAAUGGACAGCAGUAGAGGACAAUUCAUUAUUGAAGCUUUCAACGCGUCAGAAAAAACCUUAGCUGCAGAUGCUGUGAAGUACGUGGCAGAAAAAGAAGAGUUGUUCGGCUGUUCAAAAAUGAAAAACGAGCACCGAUUUAUAAUGCUAAUUACUGAUGGAAUUUGGGCUCAGCAAGACAAAGCCGAUUAUACAAAUCACUUGUAUAAGGCGGAUGCAAGACUGAUGAUCUUAACUACUCAUCCCAGAAAGGAUAAAGAUUUAGAAUUGUACAACAUGAGUGUACGUCGUGCUAAAAGUAUCUUAGACAACAUUGCACCUGGUGCUUGUAUCGAUUUUGAUGGUGACAAAGACCUGGCUGCACUUAUGGAAGAUAUCGCAAGAAUGAUCGAUGCGCAUCUACGAGAUAUAUUGUCUACAGUACAACACAAGGCUACGUAUCAAUUUGCAGAGGUUAAGCACCUUGCGAUACCUUCUACCUUGAACAUUAGUCAGCACUUAAAGUACAAGCAUGUUGGAAGUAUCGAUUGGGGACCAUCUGAUUUUACUUACGUUAGUAAUCCACUAACAGAUUUCAAAUUUUUGCUUCCAAACGAUGAUUUCAUGGAAGCAUUUAAUAAAGUUGCUGACAAUCUCCCGCGCAAUGAUUCUCCUGUUGACGGUGACAGAAUUAAUGAUGCAAUUACUCAACGAGCACGCAUCGUCGACAAAGAAGAAGAAGCAUUAUCUGAUAUGAUCUCACAGCUGGACAAUGUGAUUGACUUGGUAGCAUUUCCAAACAAUAGACCAACUCGGACGAUGGAAGAUUAUCAUGGACCAACAUUUUCUCUUAGAGGAUUUAUAAAGUUCAUUUGCACAGAUGGACAGUACAAGAAAAUUUAUGAAAAUAUGAUUGGACAUCCCAGAAAAGAUUAUCUGGUUUCGGUUAUUUUAGACACAUCAGUCUCCAUGGCUGGUAUGUCAGCCGUGGGUGCAAGUCAAGCCUAUAUUUCAUUAGCAUCUGUGCUCCAAAGAAAUGGAAUUGAAUUUAACUUGCUAACAGUUGGUAGUUCAGUUUCUGUUGUGAAGGAAUUUGAUCAAGAAUGGGAUUAUGAAAGUAAAGCUAGAGCUUAUGAAGCCAUCGACUUCACCGAAACAUCUUCUAUGCUUUCAGAUGCUAUCAUGCAUACAAUCCGUCUCUACUCAACAAGCAAAUCUUCAAGAGGUAGCAAAACAAUGUUUAUCCUGACAGAUGGGUACGCUUCUGCACCAUACAAAUUGCGGAUGAGUGUAUCACAUGCGGAAAGUCUUGAUAUACAAGUAAUUGCUUUGGGUGUUGGUUUUUUUACAGACGCCAUCUUUAGAUACUUCCCGAAUUAUAUCGUUGUAAACAAUCCGAAGAUGCUAGCGAAAGGUCUGCACAGAUUUUACUGUGGUGAAGGUCAGAAUGAGGUACCGAAUUCCGAGUUGAAGUAUAAAGUUGAACAAGAGACUUCUGUCAAACACGAAGGACAAGAACUGACAAAACUGGAACAAAUUUGGAGCAAAAACAUGAAAGAAUUUUAUAAAAAUAAAGUGGAAGAAAUCAAUAAAAAUGCACUUUAUAUGGCCAUCAAUCCUAUUCGCAACAGCUGCAAUUCAAUGUCUAUCGACUUGUGUUUCGUUUUGGAUACGACUGGAUCCAUGGGACCUUACAUAGAAAUGGCGAAGAAAUAUAUUGUGAAAAUGACAACUGAUAUUAAGCAGAAUGUGAUGUCUCAAAGUGGAAGGACUGCUAUUCUCAGAGUGGGUUUUAUCAGUUACAAAAUUCGUGGUCAAGCAGGUAACCUUCAAGAGCAGCCUUUUACAGAAAAUAUAUUAGAAGUACAGAAAAUGGUUCAAACGUUAAAAGCAUCGGGUGGAAGUUUAGGUGGCGUGGAAGACAAAUAUGAAGCAAUCGAAAAAGCAAUGUCGUUGAAAUGGCAAAGUGGUGUGAAAUUUAUGGUGUUAAUUGCCGACUGGCCCGGUCAUGGUCUUUGGUGUACUGGACCCUCACUAUCAACAAGCGACAACUACCCUGACAGAGCGGGUGAUAUGCCUGGUCUUGUCACGCAAAUAGCGAAAGCUGAAAUUCACAUGAUGUAUGUAUCGAUUACAAAUCUAACCGAUUAUGAACGCAGCAAUUUUCGCGAUCAGUUUUUAAAGUCGGCUCCAAAAAAGAUGCAGAAAAAGGGGUUUUUAGAGUUGGAUAUUAAAAAUAACAAUGAUGCUGAACACCUACAGGGCAUGAUUACCACAGAAAUUAAUCAAAUUAUCUGUUCAGAGUUUUUGUAAAAUUUUAAAUUUGGUUAAGUAAACUUAUACAAUUUUUAAGGAAUUUAGUAAAUGUUACAAAUAAAUAAAGAUAAUUUUAUGCGUUUGUAUAUGUUUCUCUUUAUUUUUCUUUGAUUUUGUUAAGAAAGAUGUGUUAAAUGUCCAGUUUCUUCCCCACGUGUGUAAAUAACAAUUUCACUGCAAAAAAAGAGGCUUUUUCGUAUUUAAUUUUUGUCGAAUUAUUAUAAAAUAGAUGUAUUCCUGUAGAAGUUGUGAAAUUAAACGUAUAUCCGUAGAAUUUAUUAUAACAGGUAUAAAAAAGGCUUGCAAUUGUCGUAGUUAUAUUUGAUACUUGAUGUGUCAUUGUAAAUAUAUGAUUUCUUAACAUUGUUACAAUUAUUAAAGUUUAUGCUAAAUCUGCAAAUUUUGAUUUACGAUUUGAUUCGCAGAUUUAUGUCGAGUUUUAAUUUUGAAAAUUAUUUUUGCUUGCGUUAUAAAUAACAAGCGUCGCUACGCGGUUAAUUUUUGCCGUUACUCAAUUCUGGCAAUAGAUAAGUGAAAUCAUCCAUGAUAAAUAAGAAAAGCUGUAUUUUUUAAUUCAAAUAUAUUUCAUAUAGUAAUUUUGUAAUUGUUUAUGUUUGUAAAAGUUUUUUCUUAUAUGUAACUUUCUUUUUUAGAACCUUAUUCUAUAUUAUAACUAGUAUAUUUAGACUUCAACUUAAUUGUAUGUAACUUUUAUGAAAAAAAGCAAUUGGGACAAUGUUUGUUUUUACCUCGUU
This is a messenger RNA of Hydractinia symbiolongicarpus, 8303 nucleotides long. RefSeq lists its product as uncharacterized. The coding region runs from base 1 to 7545 and encodes 2514 amino acids. Gene Ontology annotation, molecular function: protein serine/threonine kinase activity. Gene Ontology annotation, cellular component: cytoplasm. The transcript is spliced from 3 exons. Gene Ontology annotation, biological process: peptidyl-threonine phosphorylation. Lineage: Eukaryota; Metazoa; Cnidaria; Hydrozoa; Anthoathecata; Hydractiniidae. The record is from RefSeq and is a predicted model, not a curated record.